ACCAUCACCCCCACCCCUCUCAACCCCCAUCUCACCUCCCAUCUCAACCCCAAUCCCCUCCUCCCUCCUCCCCUGUGGUCACCAUGACGACCACUCCCACUGCUCGUGAGCAUCUCCUGGUGGUGAGGAGGCGCAACCCCCAUAUGCGCUACACUCUCAGCCCUGAAAACCUGCGCUCCCUCUCAGCCCAGGGCGGUGAUGGCAUUGGCCCUAGGGGUCACGGCGGGGAAAGGUCAGCUGGUGAACGGUCAGGGGUCGGAGGUCAUGGAGAGGGUCAUGGCGGCGGACUACAAAGGGCCAAUAGCGACACGGACCUGGUGACCUCAGAGAGCAGGUCAUCGCUGACUGCGUCGACAUACGAGUUCACGAUGGGGCGGGGCCAAAACCUGGUCAUCAACUGGGACAUCAAGGAGGAAGUGGACGCCACGGACUGGAUCGGACUCUACCAUAUCGACGAGACGUGUCCUGCCAACGUGUGGGACUCUAAGAACCGCGGGGUGAACGGCACCCAGAGAGGACAGAUCGUCUGGAGGCUGGAGCCUGGACCUUACUUCAUGGAGCCUGAGACUAAGAUCUGCUUUAAGUACUAUCAUGGAGUGAGUGGUGGCCUGAGAGCAACAACCCCCUGCAUCACCGUCAACAACCCAGGACUUCCUGUUAGAGUCGAGGGUCAAGCUGAGGGCCAAUCAGUGACAGAGAACUGUCGGAAACUCGUCAGCUUCACUUUAUCAGAUAUCCGUGCGUUGGGCCUGAAGAAGGGGAUGUUCUUUAACCCCGACCCCUACCUGAAGAUGUCCAUCCACCCUGGGAAGAGGAGUGGCUUCCCCACCUUCACACACCACGGACAGGAGCGCCGAUCUGCCAUCAUAUCUAACACCACCAACCCUGUCUGGCCCGGAGAGAAGUACACGUUUGUGGCUCUGAUGACGGAUGUCUUGGAGAUCGAGGUGAAGGAUAAGUUUUCUAAAAGCCGACCAAUCAUCAAGCGCUUCCUGGGUCAACUGACCAUCCCAGUGCAGAGGCUGCUAGAGAGACCUACUAAUGCAGAGGACCAGCCGCUAAGCUAUACCCUGUGUCGUCGUCUGCCCACGGACCAUGUGAGCGGCCAGCUGCAGUUUAGAGUGGACAUGACCUCUGGACAUGACGAGGGCUCUCCUGAUGCCAUGGGUUCCAUCUUGGGUUUGUCAGUGAACGGGGACCCUGGGAGCCCCUCUGACGAUGAAGACCCCCACCCUUCCUCCAGGGCCCGGGGCCCCUCUCCCACAGGUUCCUACUCCUCCCUGCUCAACGGAGAGGUCCACAGGGAUGGAGACGAUGUCUGGAGUGACUCCCGGGGGGCGGUAGGCGAGCUAGGCGUCCUGGGAUUGGCAAUCCCAGGCGGCCACUCCCAUCGACAGGUGUCCCUCAACGACUACUUGGAUGCCAUCGAAGCUCCUAAGGGCCCGGGAGAGCGGCCCCUGGGCGCAACGUCACCCAAGCUGAGGUCCAGUUUCCCGACGAACACACGACUCAGCGCCAUGCUGCAUAUAGACUCUGAUGAAGACGAGGAGGCGGGGCCGUCCAGGGACCAUCCACCACAUGACAGGAAGCCCUUGCUGCCACUGGCCAAUGGUGUUCAGGCUGGGGUUGGGAAGGGAGCUGCCUCUUCAGAACAGGGCCUGGGGAAACAAGAGAAAGAGGGGACAGAGGCAAACAGGGGAGAGAUUGAGGGAGCACAGGGGACAAAAGCUGGGACAGGGGAUGGAGCCAUGGCUGUGGUUGGAUCUCUAACUAUAGCCAGACCUGGGGUUGGAGCUGAGGUCAGACCUGUAUCUGUGGUUGGUCCUGGGGCUGGAGCUGGGCCUCCUCUAUCUCCAAUACCUGAGACGAAUACUGCAGUGCAGGGGGUGUCAGAGGACGCUGUGGCAGCCAGGCCUGAGGCCAGCCAGCAGCCAACGAUCUCAGGGGCCACAGCAGCCCAGGAGCCCCUCAGGAUCUCACUGCCUGCUGUUCUGAAGACAUCCACUACUCAGAAGGGACGGAAGGAAGAGGUAAUGGCGCCCAAGGCUGAGGAGGAAGGGGCGGAGUCACCCAGUGAAGGAGCAAGUGCCAUUGCAGCCCCCCCGACGACCAGUAGUGUUGCCGACCAGGGGGGCGGGGCCUCUGGCUCUGAUGUCACAGGAGGAAGGACCGCCAGCGCAGCAGCCAAUGAGGAAGAAGAGGGUGGGGAGAUCUGGCAGAGGAGGUCCAUGCAGGCGUCUGGAGGCGUGUCUCAGGAGGAGGGGGCGCGGUCUUCUGAGGCGAGCGGGCCAAUCGACUCUUCACAGAGUGUCUCUGAGGAGGGCAGCGAGGCAGGAGGGGCCACAGGUCAAGUCAACGGCCACCAGUCCGUCCGCUCCCUGCCCUCUGUCCGUCACGACAUGGGUCGCUACCAGAGAGUAGAUGAGCCACUUCCUCCCAACUGGGAGGCCCGUAUAGACAGUCACAGUCGUGUGUUCUAUGUGGACCAUGUGAACCGCACCACCACCUGGCAGAGACCCACCGCGCCUCCAGCACCACAGCUCCUCCAGAGGUCCAACAGCAUACAGCAGAUGGAGCAGCUCAACCGCAGGUAUCAGAGUAUACGCAGGACGAUGACCAAUGAGAGAACAGCAGAGGAGCUGACAGCUCCGCCCGAGGUGCCCACCGACGACACUGACCACCACACUAUCCCAGAGUAUCGUCGUGAUGGUGUGGUGACUCCAGAUAGCUCUCGGUCUCGUCUCAGUCUGCUCCUCCAGUCUCCCAGCGCUAAGUUCCUGACCAGCCCUGACUUCUUCACCUUGCUGCAUUCCAACCCUAGUGCCUACCGCAUGUUUACAGGUAACACCUGCCUGAAACACAUGAUCAGUAAGGUGCGUCGGGACACGCAUCACUAUGAGCGCUACCAGCACAACAGAGACCUGGUGGUUUUCCUCAACAUGUUCUCCAACAAACAGCUGGAGCUGCCCCGUGGCUGGGAGCUGAAGCACGACCACACUGGCAAGCCUUUCUUUGUGGACCACAACUGCCGGGCCACUACGUUCAUCGACCCUCGGCUCCCUCUUCAGAGCAGCACACGUCCCAGCAGCCUCCUGGCCCACCGCCAGCACUUGACCAGACAACGCAGCCACAGCGCUGGCGAGGUCAGCCCACAACACAUGGUGGGUGACCACCCUCGUCAUUCUGGAGGAGGACCCCCUGUAAUGCCCCGCCCAUCCAGCACCUUCACCCCGGUCAGCCGCACCCAGUACCAAGACGUAGUGCCAGUGGCUUACAACGACAAGAUUGUGGCGUUUCUACGACAACCCAAUAUCUUUGAGAUCCUGCAGGAGAGACAGACAGAGUUUAUCAGGAACCACUGGCUCAGGGAGAAGGUGCAGUUGAUCCGUAAUGAAGGGGCCUCUGGUCUGGCCAGGCUGUCUGGUGAUGCAGACCUGGUCAUCCUCCUCAGCCUGUUUGAGGAGGAAGUGAUGUCAUAUGUUCCGCCUCACGCCUUACUGCACCCCAGCUACUGCCAGUCCCCACGAAGCUCCCCCGUGUCCUCCCCACAGAACUCACCUGGAACACAGCGAGCUAAUGCCCGUGCCCCUGCCCCCUACAAGCGAGACUUUGAAGCCAAACUGCGAAACUUCUACCGCAAACUGGAGACCAAGGGCUACGGCCAGGGUCCAGGGAAGUUAAAGUUGAUCAUCCGUAGAGAUCAUCUCCUGGAGGAUGCCUUCAACCAGGUCAUGUGUUACUCUCGGAAAGACCUGCAGAGGAGCAAGCUCUAUGUCAGCUUCCUGGGAGAGGAGGGGUUGGACUAUAGCGGCCCGUCCAGAGAGUUUUUCUUCCUGGUGUCCAGAGAGCUGUUCAACCCGUACUACGGCCUGUUUGAGUACUCCGCCAACGACACCUACACCGUUCAGAUCAGCCCCAUGUCUGCCUUCGUAGACAACCAUCACGAGUGGUUCCGUUUCAGCGGGCGUAUCCUGGGCCUGGCUCUCAUCCACCAAUACCUACUGGAUGCCUUCUUCACUCGACCCUUCUAUAAGGGCCUGCUGCGCAUCCCAUGUGAGCUGAGUGAUCUGGAGUAUCUGGAUGAGGAGUUCCAUCAGAGUCUCCAGUGGAUGAAGGACAACGACAUCGAGGACAUGUUGGACCUCACCUUCACUGUCAAUGAGGAGGUGUUCGGACAGAUCACAGAGAGAGAGCUGAAGCCGGGCGGGGCCAACAUCCCGGUGUCAGAGAAGAAUAAGAAGGAGUACAUUGAGCGCAUGGUGAAGUGGCGUAUUGAGAGAGGAGUGGUUCAGCAGACAGAGAGUCUGGUCCGGGGCUUCUAUGAGGUGGUGGAUUCCAGGCUGGUGUCAGUGUUCGAUGCCAGGGAGCUGGAGCUGGUGAUAGCUGGCACCGCUGAGAUAGAUCUGGUGGACUGGAGGAGCAACACAGAUUACAGAGGAGGUUACCAUGACAACCACAUAGUGAUCCGUUGGUUCUGGGCGGCGGUGGAGAGGUUCAACAACGAGCAGAGACUCAGGCUGCUACAGUUUGUGACGGGUACCUCCAGUAUUCCCUACGAGGGUUUUGCCUCUCUCCGAGGCAGCAACGGACCCCGCAGGUUCUGUGUGGAGAAAUGGGGCAAAGUUACCUCUCUACCCAGGGCUCACACCUGUUUCAACCGGCUGGACCUCCCUCCAUAUCCAUCCUUCUCCAUGCUGCACGAGAAGAUGCUCACUGCCGUGGAAGAGACCAGCACCUUCGGCCUGGAGUGAUGACCCCUAUCACCUUUAUCCUUUAACCCCCACUCCUCCUACGACCUUUGACCCUGACCUCUGAACUGUAGUAUCACAGAGGUAGAGGAACCCAAGUGGUUCAAGGGGAUGACUGUCUCGUCCGUCUGGCACCUUGUUGUAUCUUUAUACGCACUCACCUUCCUGAAGUGAGCUGAACAGAGGAGAAUAGACCGAUGUGUAUCAGAGGUCAUGACCCCUGCACAACGCCAGGGUUUCCUGUGACGGUUAAGGUCACUUAGACACACUGCCAACACAAACCAAAGGAGAGCACCCUAUCACUCACACCCUUGUUGCUCCAAUAAACCACUGGGAGAGAUGGACUCGUAAGCCUCCAACCAAUCGCACAAUCAAGGAACAAAAACCAAGACCCGGAGUGAGACUCCAACUGGCUCAUCACUUUUUAUUAUUUAAAAUACGGAUUUCCAGUCGAGUCACGUCAGGAAGGUGGUGGCCGAGCUUUUCCUGGAGAGCAAAACCAAAGCUGCUUUAUCUCUCUGAGAGGCUGAGGCCGACAUCACAUGACAUCUCUCCUCUGAGAGGCUGAGGCCGACAUCACAGGACAUCUCUCCUCUGAUAGGCUGAGGCCGACAUCACAGGACAUCUCUCCUCUGAUAGGCUGAGGCCGACAUCACAGGACAUCUCUCCUCUGAUAGGCUGAGGCCGACAUCACAGGACAUCUCUCCUCUGAUAGGCUGAGGCCGACAUCACAGGACAUCUCUCCUCUGAUAGGCUGAGGCCAACAUCACAUGACAUCUCUCCUCUGAUAGGCUGAGGCCGACAUCACAGGACAUCUCUCCUCUGAGAGGCUGAGGCCGACAUCACAGG
Messenger RNA from Oncorhynchus masou masou (cherry salmon), 5597 nucleotides. Its product is annotated as E3 ubiquitin-protein ligase HECW2-like. The transcript is spliced from 31 exons. Gene Ontology annotation, molecular function: protein binding; ubiquitin protein ligase activity. Bases 84 to 4751 code for a protein of 1555 amino acids. The record is from RefSeq and is a predicted model, not a curated record. Gene Ontology annotation, cellular component: cytoplasm. Gene Ontology annotation, biological process: regulation of dendrite morphogenesis; protein polyubiquitination. Lineage: Eukaryota; Metazoa; Chordata; Actinopteri; Salmoniformes; Salmonidae.